Molecule: messenger RNA, 1235 nt
Organism: Dendronephthya gigantea
Lineage: Eukaryota; Metazoa; Cnidaria; Anthozoa; Malacalcyonacea; Nephtheidae
Product: protein FAM8A1-like
Exons: 5
Coding region: 298-1209 (303 amino acids)
Source: RefSeq, a predicted model, not a curated record
ACGAGGUUUUAUUGGGUGUUUGUCGUCACUAAUAUAUGUUCCUUUGAAACCUGAAAUUAGUAAUUUGUGGUAAAAUUAAUCUGUAUCGAUUGGUAUGGAUAGCCUGAAACAGGCUCAUGUUUUUUUAUCAUAGGUUAUGCUGCCCUAAAAUUCGCAGGCAACCCACCUAGACAUUUUAGGAUGGGCGGAAAAGUAGGGCUGUUUUCAGGCUAAAAUUGCCGAAAUUGUGACAUCCACGUUGACCAAUCACAAUCGAGCUUUCCGUUUCGCCUUUAAUGACGAAAUCACGAAAACAAUAUGGCGGAACAGCGAGAACAAGUCGAUGUGAACAGAGGGGAAAAUAAUGUCCAAAAUAUGAACUAUAACCAUCCCGAUUACUCGAAUUAUCAGCAGUAUUGGCAGUAUUAUUACUCCUAUUAUAUGUAUUACUACAAUUUUUAUUAUUACAUGCUUUUGUGUCAGAAUAAUGCGGGGUUUAUUGGGAAUGUACCUCAACAACAGUCAUUGCAUCAACAACAUGGAACAGUUCCUACCGCUCAGCUGAACGGUGCAAGAGUUCAGCCAAAUAAUGAACCAAAUCUUGGACGGCGAUUCUUUAAUGGCGGUCUUUUUGGAGUUUUUGCCGUUGAAAGGAGGAGAGAGCCUGAGGAACGAUAUGAAUAUAGAGUUGCUCCAUUAGGAAAAAGAGUGUUUGCUGAAUUCAUUGAUUUUGUUUUCUUGUACUUUAUCAAGUAUUCAUUAUUUCUGUUAUAUUACAAGGAUCCAGACAAGCUCAACACCCAGUUUCAAUAUAUCCUGGUGAUAGACGAUAACACAAGCAUCAAAGAUCUGGAGGAUGUUCUUUUUCAAGCCCUUAUUUACCGGUUCAUUGUGUUUCUUUAUGAGGCUCUAUUUAUUGCCAUGCCAUUUCCAUGUACAAUUGGUGGGGCAACAUUGGGGAAAUACAUGAUGGGAAUAACAGUUGUCCAAUAUCUUAGUUUUACACCAAUUGAAGGACACAAUUUACGUCGAUUUACAGGAUAUGCCUCAAGGCUAUCACUAUGGCAAUCAUGCGUUCGAGCUACGUUGAAGAACUUCAUGAUUACAUUUUUCUUUCCCAUCAUAUUCACAACUAUGUUCUUGCAGAAUUUCCGAACGCCUUAUGAUUUUGUUGCGAGCUCGGUCGUUGUUGAUGCUUAUCCUAGAAGACUCAAUCAACGACAAAACUAGCUGUAACAAACAGCAAUCCUUUGCAU